This is a messenger RNA of Saccharomycopsis crataegensis, 486 nucleotides long. Its product is annotated as CybS family protein. The record is from RefSeq and is a predicted model, not a curated record. Gene Ontology annotation, cellular component: membrane; mitochondrial envelope. The transcript has a single exon. The coding region runs from base 1 to 486 and encodes 161 amino acids. Gene Ontology annotation, biological process: tricarboxylic acid cycle; mitochondrial electron transport, succinate to ubiquinone. NCBI's taxonomy places the organism in Eukaryota, Fungi, Ascomycota, Saccharomycetes, Ascoideales, Saccharomycopsidaceae. Gene Ontology annotation, molecular function: succinate dehydrogenase (quinone) activity; ubiquinone binding; heme binding.
AUGUCUUUUAUGUCCAGACCUACCCUUGGGCUUGCUCGUUUUGCUGCCCGUCCAGCUUCCCUUAUUCAAGCUCGUUCCUUAACCAUCCCUUUUGUCAAGACCAUUCCUCAACCUCCAGGUUACAUUGUCGGCAAUGUCAAUGAUGCCUAUGUUUCCCCAGCAUCUUCUAAACUCCAUGGUUCUCGUCACUGGACUUUUGAACGUUUCAUUGGUGUUGGUCUUGUCCCACUCACCGUUUCCCCAUUUGUUUUUGGUUCCAUCAGUCCAGUGACCGACUCAAUACUAUCAGUCUUGUUGUUGCUCCAUUCUUAUACCGGUUUCCAAUCAUGUAUCAUCGAUUAUAUCCCAGCUAGAGUCUACGGUAAAUUGCACGACUACGCCAUGUGGUUGUUGAGUUUCGGUAGCGGUGUCAGUUUAUACGGUAUCUACCUUAUGGAAAGCAACGAUAUUGGUUUGACCAGCAUUUUCAUGAAGUUGUGGUAUUAA